AUGAGUAAAAUACUUGAAGUACAAUUACAUGGGUACAAUUCUUACGUAACAUCUGAUUUUGACAAUAAAGAAAUAAUUUUUUGUAUUACAAAUGCCUAUAUUCCAACAGAUGAAGAAACGACUGCUGAUCAUAACAAUGUUGUUGAUAAAACUGAUAAUAACCUUGUGAUAAAUAAUGAUAUACAAGAUAAUUUGAUAGAUAGAUCAUCAUAUUUAUAUCACGUAAAUACAAAUAAUCUGAAUCCAAAUGCGGCACAAUUUUCAUCAAUCGAUCAACAUGGAACAGUAACAAUUAAUUAUUUAGAUGCAGACUAUCAAAAUAUAAUUGAUUAUGGUACUGGUUAUAUUCGACCAACAGACUAUUAUUUGGACGCUGACCAAUCAUCAGAAUUAAUUUACGCACAACAUCGAUCCAACUAUGUUAUUCCGGGUUAUAAACAAAUGUCAGUUGUUUCGGACCAUACUUCUUUGGAUUUAGCGCCAACAAAUGUGAUAUCACCGACAAACAUCGAAAUGUAUCACUCCGGAAUAACACCAGACGAUGAGCAAUCAACAACUCGUCAACAAACGCAUGAUCAGAUUCGUCAACCACUACGUCAACAAUUAGAAUAUUAUUUUUCACGUGAAAAUAUGGCAAAUGACUAUUAUCUUCAGUCUCAAAUGGAUCCUGUUGAUAAAUAUGUUCCAAUUAGUACCAUAGCUAAUUUUAAACUAAUUAAAAAAUUGACGACGGAUACACAAUUAGUAACAGAUAUUCUAAAAGAAUUACCAUCAGUUGAAGUUGAUGCGGAUGAACAAAAAGUGAGACCAGCUAGAAAACGUUGUAUUAUUAUCUUACGUGAGAUACCAGUUGACGUGAACGAUCCAGCGGUACGUUUGCUAAUAGAAGUUUCUGAAUUAUUUAAUAACGAACGUUGUCCUGCAAAAUGUAUUGAUUGUGAAAGGGUGGGAGAGACAGAUUGUUGGUAUGUUACGUUUGCUUCUGAAGACGAUGCCCAACAUGCAUUUGUUUAUUUGACAAGAGAAAAUGUAUCGAUAAGAGGACAAAAAGUUCUGGCAAGAAUGAAAGCUCGUAUGUGGCAAAAACCAACUUCUCAAACUACAACAAAUGCCUCUACACCAAUGUCACCACCACCACCAUUAACUCACCCGGGAGAAGGUAUCACUCCACCUGCACAACAAACACAAACACUACCAGCAUUUCAACAUCAUCAACAACCACAAGGACAACAGUCACAAAUAUCAGCACCUCAUGUUACUCAAAUGUCACCAUAUCCAUCUCAUUCAUUACAUCUACAUCCACAUCAACCACAACCGCAUGAUAUCACUUCCACUUAUAUGCCAAAUACACAAUCUACAAUA
Molecule: messenger RNA, 1362 nt
Organism: Didymodactylos carnosus
Lineage: Eukaryota; Metazoa; Rotifera; Eurotatoria; Philodinida; Philodinidae
Source: the annotation of a GenBank genome assembly